This is a messenger RNA of Sus scrofa (pig), 10468 nucleotides long. RefSeq names its product thymocyte expressed, positive selection associated 1 (gene TESPA1). NCBI's taxonomy places the organism in Eukaryota, Metazoa, Chordata, Mammalia, Artiodactyla, Suidae. Gene Ontology annotation, cellular component: cytoplasm. The record is from RefSeq and is a predicted model, not a curated record. Gene Ontology annotation, biological process: positive regulation of T cell receptor signaling pathway. Gene Ontology annotation, molecular function: signaling receptor binding.
UGUGUGUUCUUAUUUCCGUUUCCCCUUUCAAGCUGGCAGCAGCAGUUUAAUGAAGACAGAGAGAAAGGUACAAUAUGCAAUAUGAUACUUUCUCACUGUCCUCCCCUCCAGCCCAAUACUCAGGAAGGGCUUGGCCCAGCUUUGAUAACUGCUUUGCCUCUAACUCAGCUCUCUACCAGCGGACCGGACAGUGUCCCUGCAGCGGGCGGCCGUGAAGUCUGAGCCAAGGCCAUGGAGGGCUCUGUGCUGAGCCCCACAUCCUGGGAGAAACGUCGGGCCUGGCUGCGUCAGAGCAGGCACUGGCAGACCCAGGUCCUGGAAGAGGAGGCGGCCGCUGCUCUGCAGGAUGUCCCGGAUCCUGAGCCUUCCAGCCCUGAUGAUGUUUUCCAGGAAGGGAAUCCAGUCAACAAGAUUGAAGGCUGGCUGCAGGAUUGUGGAUAUUCUGAAGACGGGUUUUUUGAGGAAGCAGGACAGUCGAUCUGCAAUGGGUGCUCCAGCCAUGGAACCAGCUUUGAAGAUGACUUGACCCUGGGAGCAGAGGCCACACUGUUGGCCGCCAACAGCAAACUCUUCUCCAGGAGUUUCCUGGAGACAGCCCGGCUUGGACAGCUACGGGAUCUUGGCUGCAGUUUGGCUUCUAGCAGCAUGACUGGUGGGACCAACAAGACUAGUUCCAGCAUCUCAGAGAUUCUGGACAAGGUGCAAGAAGAUGCAGAAGAUGUCCUUUUCAGUCUGGGUUUUGGCCAAGAGGACCACAAAGACACUUCCCGGAUUCCUGCCCGAUUUUUCACCACCCCCUCUCAGGCCAAGGGCAUUGAUUUCCAGCUCUUCCUGAAGGCCCAGGUGCGGAGGAUUGAGAUGGAGGACCCUUGUCUCAUGCUGGCCAGCAGGUUUAAGCAAGUGCAAACACUGGCCGUCACUGCCGAUGCCUUCUUCUGUCUCUACUCCUAUGUGUCUAAGACACCUGUCCAAAAGUUCACACCAUCCCACAUGUUCUGGAAUUGCAACAACGCAACUGAUGUGCCAUGCAUCAAGAUUCUGACCCCAGAACCUGAACCUCACUCACCCAGAGAGCGCCUCCGGAAAGCCAUCUCCAAAAUGUGCCUGUACACAUGCCCACGAGAUCGGCUCUCACCACCUGACAACACCCCUAAAAGGAACAGUUUAGACCAAGUGGUGUGGGAGGUGAUGGACAGAGUGAGAGGAGAGAAGUUGGUCCUCCAGCAAGACCCUGGGUUUGGGCCAGGCCCAUGGGGAGAUCCUGUGCCCCCUGUCAGGGAUACAAAGCUGCCCACUUCUUCCUGUCCAUGUGUCCUCUGCCCUAAAGAGGAAACACAGCAGGGGAUGUCUACAACGCAAGCAUCAGCACAAACUUGGGAUUAACCUCGGAUACCCUGUUGCACACAUUCUCUGCCCAGAGCAGAUCUACAGUGGAAUGCAGACCCUGCUCAGGUAAAGAGAGAGAUGUGGGGUCUACAGGCCACCAGUAAGGAAAUCCACUCAGCCAAAGAUGAGACCUUCUGGAAGAGAAAGAGCAGAGCAAGAAAGAGCCUGUUUCAAAAGAAUCCCAUGGGCAGGAAGGUUAAAUCGCUGGACCUGUCCAUCAUCCAACAGAAAUGGAAUCCUAGCCAAGAGAAAACAGAACUGCACCGAUCUCUAACCCAGCAGCUGCAAGACACUUUUGACUUGGAGGUGCAAAGCGACAGUGAGGAGGAGGAUAGCCAUUGGCCCAUCAGACCCAGGAACUCCCACUUCUACCAGACUUUUGCUGGCAAAGACUCAAGAAGCUUUCAACACCACCACCACGGCACAUGCUCUGACAGCAGUGGCUUCAUAGAGGAACCUAAUUCCCACCUCUUCUUGCAGAAAGUUGUUCAGCCUCCAAUAUCUGGCUCCUGCUCCCUGGCCCUACAAACUCCUGAUCUCAGCAGGAGAAAAGCAACAUGGUACCCCAGACAGAAGACCAGAGUGAGAGACUUGGAAUCUCCGUCCUGAUACUGUUAUGAACAACAUGCGCAGAGAUAGACCGUAAGCCGUCACUUCAUUUCUCUGUGCUUUGGUUUUUUCUAGUAUGUGGGUAUUAGUAUUCAUGAGCUACAUGAUAUGGACAGUGGUAAAGUGGCCAAAGAUUUAAUUUUCUCCCAAGCUUUGACACUCCCUGGGACAGUUAGAGGAUUUAGAGAUGAUCCGGUUUGAGGAAUAAGGGUUGCUACUAGAAUACCCUCAAAGGGCUCAAGCUAAAGGAAGAAGAAGAAAUCCCACUUUCAGGCUCUGAAACCUGGUGCAACCUACAGUGGAAUUCCCUCUGUGCCUCUACUCAUCCCUGUGUGCCCCAGUUAAAGUCCAGGAGGUCUUCCACCACCGUACUCAAGCCCUGUUUUUCUUCUUGAGGGCUCACUUGAGAAUUUCCAUUUGAAACCUCCCACCCCUAAAACCAGCUUCUCCCUUUAUCCCUAAUUUUGUAUCUUCAUAGGAAAAGAAAUGAGUGGGAUUCAGAGUCCCUCCUCUUGGCCAUUGCAAAAAAACCCACAGUAUUUUCUGCUGGCAGAAAACGGUACAAAUAAAACUAUGUUUUUCAACCUUGGCACUUUUUUUUAAAGAGAAUUAACAGUUGUGGUUUUUGUCAGACGGAAAAUGCUUUGUCAGCGAAUGAGGCUUAAACACCUCCAGUGCUCUACUAGGCGUUAUGGGGUAUGGAGCAUCUUAGAUACAUUCUUUCCCCAAGAAAAUUUUAGUAGAAUGGGAGAGGUCUCUCUCUCUCUCUCUCUCUCUCUCUCUCUCUCUCUCUCUCUCUCUCACACACACACACACACACACACACACACACACAUUCCUACGGUAAUGUAUUACUUGGUUGCCUAAUACACUGCAAGAUAGCAAAGACCAGGAAAGAAGGAUUCUGUGGAAAGCAUAAUCAUGAUUGUUAAAGAAAAAAAAUCGUGCCAGAUAUGAUGAGCAAACAGUCUAUUUUAUUUCCGUACUGUUGCCAGUAUUACACAGACCUGACUGUCUGGUUGUCUAACUGGGUGGAAAUGAAGGGCUGGAGAGAUUUUAAGAGAGUGUCAGGCAUCUUGGACCAUCCACGUUUGCUGAUUGUCCGUACACAAAUGAAAAGGAACCUACCUACCUGGUAUCUUCUUGACAGGAGGUAGUUUUGCAGCUUGGAGCUAGCCCUUCCCUCUCUUCCCCCCCCUAAAUUAAGCUCCUACCCUCCUGCAGAAACUGGGAGAUGUGAGGGCUCUUCUUGAUAUUUGCCUUUCAGAGAAAUGGUUCUUAGGUCGUAGAGAAAGACUUUCCUUGGUUGUAAAAGUGGAAUGAAGCUGGGAGAAGAUUUACAUCUCAAAGGGACAGAGGUCAGGGCUUAGAGUCAGGAAGAAACCUGUCCAAAGUUUAGUCAAGCUGAGGGGAACUUUAAGGCCAUCCUGAUCCUGACAGAGAACAGAAGGAGCUGACAUUAUUUCAUCUAAAGAGCUUAAUAAGACUAAUAGCCCAUUUGACCUCAUCACCUUGAAGAAAUAACUUGGGGCUGCAGAAGGGGUAACCCUUUCUUUCUGCUUUCUGGCACAGCUUCUGCCAGAUGCUCCUAUUAGAUGCGGGAAUGAAUGCCUGAAGAUUUCAAGAGGGCUUAUUUGGAGGGCGGUGGGGACAGGAUUCCAGAGGCUGGGUAUGCAGGAUAGCCUCUGUUCCUCAGCGGCUUCCUGGGGCUCUGUUCCCUCAGGCCCACACGGCCUGAGAGCCUGGAGUAACUGACCCUGCCCCCACGGAGGAAAAGAAACACUGCGUUCUGCCUCCCCUUCCCUUCCCAGGCGGAUCCUGAAAAACUCUGAAAAGUAAAUCAGAAUCAUUUGUGGAAGAUUCUAUUAUUAGCCUCGGGAACAAAAGCUUCUUCCCACCGCUUGUCUCUCUCCGCUGCUCCCGCCAGCAUCUGCAUGGCUCCACUUUUUGAGUGAUGGAUGAGAGGGGCGGGGUGUGGAGAGCAGAGCCUGCUCAGCUUUUAGGAAAAAGGGAUCAGACACGUGGUAAUUCAGUGGCUGAUGAACUGAAGCGCAGCCACUGGAGUCUCCGCAAGCACCUUAUACUCCUUUUCACAAGCGGGCCCUCUUAUCAGGACUUCCCCUGUGAGCCCAGCAGGAAAGGGGUUAAUAUCUCCAUUCCACUGAGAAAAACUGAGGUCUGAGAGUCAUGGGAUAUCACAGCUUGAAAGGACUGGUCCAGUUGUCUGUAAAGAAAAAAAGGCCCAGAGAAAGGAAAGAAAUGCGUGACCAAGCACACCCAUGCAGGUGGGCUAGAACUCAGGUCCUCUGAUCCGGCCUAGGGGACUUCUUUCUAGUAGAUCCAUUCUCGGUGCUGCCCAAGCAUUUCUGCACAAUCCUCUUUAACCAACACCCUUUCAGGGCUGAUUUAUCUCUGCCACAACCACUCCCACCCCACCCCCCAACAUUUCACGGCCAUCCUGGGUCACCUAGGAAGCCCUGCGAAAGGAAAAGGAGCCUAUCUGGGAUGUCGGACACCCACGGGAAACCGGCUGCUCAUACUUGCAGCCCGCAAGGCAUUAUGGCAAGUGUCUUUAUGCAAAUUGCAGCUUCCAAGUGAAUUCUAAGAAUAGGCUAGAGAAAGACAGGGUUCUUACAGGGAGCUUGUUUAAAGGACAGUAAUGUGCGUGGAGCUGGAGAUGGCUUUCCGGAACUACAUUAAGGCUUCUGAAGGCUGCUGGAGAGAAGGAUGGAGGGCAGGGACCAUGGGAAUGGGGAUGGAGGGACCAAAGGUACUUAGCUGGCUUGCAGAGACAUCCAUAGUUACUAAAAUCUGAGGACCGAGUGGUUAUUUCAAGUUAGCCCUUCCUUCCCAGGAGUCUGCCACUACUUAGAGUCACAGCUCAAGAGAGCAAUGAGGAUUUAAACCCUACUUGGGGCCCCAAACUCAUGGAAACAAAUAUAUUUAUUUGGAUCAUUCACUAGCCUGCUGUGUGAUUUAAGCAAGGUGCUUAAAACUCCCUAAGUUCUCCACUGUAAAGAUACUGAUAACUGUCCUGUCUAGUAUAUUGGAUUGGAGCAAGUGAAGUAAUGGUAUAAAAGUGCUUUUAACACAGCAAUAUUUAUUCUAGGAAGGAGUCUCAGGAGACAGAAAUCCCGGACUCACAGCAUCAGAAUGUCAGUAAAGUGAGGAGGUAGGACCAGAAUCUAGUCACUCACUGACUUUAUUCAUGGCUGUUGCAAUAGCAGAGAGAGGCCAGAAUUAAGCCUGAACACAACGCUGCUGAAACCAGAGUAAUAGUUUUUGAGGGCUGAAGUGAAUUAAUGGAAAAGCACCAAAGGACCUGAGGAGGUGGUCACAGACCAUCUGUACUUGCUAAUUGGCUUUAUCCAAAGGAACAAUCUCUCUAUCUUUGGGACAGAAGGUAGUUUCUCAACUUGCGCUAGGUGUCCUCUGAUGUUAGACUCCUACCCUCCAGCAGAAACUGGGAGAUAAGGGUACUAAUCUUCUUUGAUGAUUAUGUUCCAAAGAGAUGGCUCCUAGGUCCUUGUGAAAGACAGCCCUGUGUUGUAAAACUGUCAAGAUACUGGGAGGAGAUUUACCCAAAGGAAUUGAGGAAGAAUUUACAAUGGCAAAUGUUGGGAGCUUGGGGGGGGGGGUAUUUUUGAUAUGGUAGGGUUUUAUUUUCUUUAUUAUGCUUUGUUUUUUACUUUUUAAAUUGAAGUAUAGUUGAUUUACAAUGCUGUGUUAGUUGCAGGUGUAGAGCAAAGUGAUUCUGUUAUAUAGAUAUAUACAUAUAUUUAUUCUUUUUCAGAUUCUUUUCCAUUAUAGGUUACUACAAAAUAUUGAAUAUAGCUCCUUGUGCUAUACAGUAUGUCCUUGCUAUUUACAUAUUUUAUAUAUAGUAGUGUGUAUAUGUUAAUCCCAAACUCCUAAUUCAUCGCUCUCACUCUUUCCACUUUGGUGACCAUAAGUUUGCUUUCUACAUCCAUGAGUCUGUUCCUGUUUGGUAAUAAAUUCAUUUGUAUCAUUUUUUAUAUUCCGCAUGUAAGUGAUAUCAUAUAUUUAUCUUUCUCUGUCUGACUUCAUUUAGUAUGAUAAUUUCUAGGGCCAUCCAUGUUGCUGUAAGGAUGGUUUUAUUUCACAUUUUUUAUGGCUGAGUAACAUUCCACUGUAUAUAUUAUAUACAAUGGAUGUGGAUGAUAUAUUAUCCAUUCACCUGUUGAUGAACAUUUAGGCUCUUUUUGUGUCUUAGCUAUUGUAAUAAUGCUGUGAUAAACAUUGCAGUGCAUGUACAUUUUCAAAUUAGAAUUUUCUGUGGAUAAGUGCCUAGGAGUGGGAUUGCAGGAUGAUAUGGCAACUCUAUUUUGAGUUUUUUAAGGAACCUCUUUACUGUUCUCCAUAGUGGCUGCACCAAUUUACAUUCCCACCAACAGUGAAGGAGGGUUCCCUUUUCUUCACACCCUCUCCAGCAUUUGUUAUUUGUUGACUUGUUAAUGAUGGCCAUUCUGACCAAUGUGAGGUGGCACCUCAUUAUAGUUUUGAUUUGCAUUUCUCUAAUAAUUAGUGGUGUUGAGCAUCUUUUCAUGUGCCUGUUGGCCAUCUUUAUGUCUUCCUUGGAGAAAUGUCUAUUUAGACCUCUGCCCAUGUUUUGAUUGGGUUGUUUUUUCUUAAAAUUUUAAGCUAUAUGUUGUGUUUGUGUAGUUUGGAAAUUAAUCCUUUGUCAAUUACAUCAUUUGCAGAUAUUUUCUCCCAGUCCGUAGGUUUUCUUUUCAUUUUUUUUAUGGUUUCCUUUGCUGGGAAAAAAGCUAUACGUUUGAUUAGGUCUCCUUUGUUUAUUUUUUUUCUUUUAUUUCUUUUGCCUUGGGAAACUGACCUAAAAAAAUUGCUAUGAUUUAUGUCAGAGAAUGUUUUGCCUGUGUUCUCUUCUAGGAGUUUUAUGGUUUCAUGUAUUAUAUUUAAGUGUUUAAGCCUACAGUGGCAAUUUCUCUAAAGGGAACACUCAAAGAAAAUGGAGAUCAGUUGCCUAGAGUCAAGAAGACAUCUGCCUAAAGCUUAGUUAUGUUGAAGGGACUAUUAAGGCCAUCCUAUUCAAUAAUAAUAAUUGCAUUUACUUCAUAAGCUUCCUGUGAGCAUCACAUGAUUUAUUCUAUGGAAGAGCAGAGCAGAGCAGAGAGCCUGGCACUUAUUAAUCAUGAGAGAAGGGAUUUAAGUUGUUAUAAUAUUACAAAUGAGGUCUGAGAUUUUGUCCAUUUUUUUUUUUUGAGGUUUGUUAAUUCUCUAGGACAUGAUGACUUAAAUACCAGAAAACAAUAUUUUUUUUCAUGAAACCACUGUAAGUCUCAAUUUCCUGGGCAUCAGUUUCUAUUCUUAGGUAGUUUUCCAAGGUGAAUGUUUAACCUCCAGUCACUUUCCUGCCCUUGCUCAGCACUCAUUCUGCUGAGCAAAGUUUUUUAUGGCUGAGUAAUAUUUAGCCAUAAAUAGUAAUUAUUCACUUAAGCUCUCAGGAAAUAUAAACUGACUUCACAGUCUUUAUAAACCAAAACAAAUUAGUGAUGUGAAUCUUCUAGGGGUGGAUAAGGCUUAUGUUUGGUGCUUAUUAAAAUCUAACCCAACAUGACUUUUAUACUGUCUGCUAGUUGGCAUAAUCAUUUCCCCCUAUUACCAACCUCUUUGUUUAGUGUGAAGAUGGGAAUUAAUAGUAUGGGGGUAUCCAAGGAGGACCUCUGCUUUAUCCAUCCUUCCUCAGUCCUGUCUCAUGAGGACAUGAUUCCAUAUGAGGCUAUGAUGGGAGACCUGAGCCUGGAGGGCAGAUGAGUCCAGACACUUCCAUUGACCCUGUUGUGUAAAGAUCUUCUAUCCUAAGAAAAUUUCUUUCUCAGAUGUUUAGUGCAUAAUAAAUUUACCAUUCCUUAAUACAACUGUCUUUCAUAUGCAUUCCUGUGACUAGACUUGGUCCCCAGUAAACAAUCAUAUGCAAGCAGGUGAUGUCUCUACAUGCCAACAAACAAGCAACAAGGUUGCAUGUGUUCACACCCUUGGGCCCAUUACUUGUAUACACCAUACUUCAGUCAGAACUGGUUAGGGAGAGUUACUUAGGCCCAGCCAUGAAGGCUACUUACUAUUGUGUGAACCUUAUCAAGUGAUCUUUACCACUUACUCUCCUUGGACCUCAGUUUCCACAUUUGUUAAAAAUGAUAAUCAUAAUAUGAGGUCAGCUCUCCUCUCAGGGUUUGUUGUGAAGACCAGAUGAAAAGUAAGAGUGCUUUGCAAAGUGUAAAUCAUAUACGUAACAUGGCAUUAUAUUAUUUAUUUUUCAUAAGUUCCAUUGAAGGCACAGCUAUUCUCUUUUUAUAUCCUACCACUUCCCAAAUGUACCUUUAAAUUCAACAUUAUUAGUAUAAUCAAAAUCAAAGUUACUGUAUUGAAAGCAUUUGAAGAAAAAAUGCAUUGUUCAGCAUUCUUCCUUUGGCUCUCAUCACUGUGAGUCAAGAUAAAGUCAUUUUCAGUCAGGUACCUUCUGAGCUUGGCACGUACAGGAAAAAUAGAGGAAUGAAUAUGAGAUUUCGAAACCUCAGAGUCGGAAACCUUGGCUUGUGCUUCAUCUUAGCUCUAACCUACCGUCUGAUCCUGGACAAGUCUCCUUCCCUCUCAGAGUCCUCAUCCACUUCCUGUUACACCUGUAGCAGCCCCUUAAUCCAUAGCCCCCUUUCCUGCCACAAUUUUUAGCUCCAGAGCCUAUAUUAUUUAACAUUCUGUGUUUACUUAUUUAAUUUGUUUAUGGCCUCUUUUUCCUUAAUAGAGUAUAAACUCCUUGCAGGAAGGCACUUUAUCUGUUUUGUUCACCACUGUGUCCUCGGGGCUAGAAAAGCCACCUGAUGCGUAAGAAUCACUUUCUUUGAUAAAUCAAUGAACCAGUGAAGAAUGAGGAGAUCAGAUUAAAUGAUCUCAACUAUUAACCAUUGAAUCUUUGAUUUAAUCUUGAGGUAUUUCAUCAUUUGUUUUCACUCCACUUUGUAUCAUCUUCCUCCAAAUGAACUAUAAUAAAUGCUCCUCACCAUCUCAUGAACUUAACAGUAACCACAAAGAUUCAGGAGGGAUGCAAAGCUUUUCUCAUACAUUCAAAUAAAGUCCAUGUUAGCUCUUACACCAGAAAUGGCUCCAAAUUUGUCCCACAAAUAAAAUGUGUCUCCCAAGAUAUAUUAAAACUAAUAGAAGACAGGCACUGGGACAUUCUCUUUCUCUGCAUACCCGAAGGAAGAAGGUGAGACAUUUGAAAGUGGGGCGCUAGUAGUAUCUGAAGAAAUAGUAGAGGAAAAUUUGGGAUUCACUCCCUCUGCUUGAAUAUCCCAAUACUUCAGAAGGAAGAAAGAAUAUUGCUCUACCAGGCAAGAAGUGAUCCUUCCCAGAUGGAGAGAGAAGAGUGAUAUGAAUUUUCUAAGUUGCCUGUUGCCAAAAGUGCCUUGAAAAAUAGAUUGGACUGUUUCAGUCAGUCCAAUGGGCAUAAGGAUGAUUCAGGUGAAGAGAAGGCAGAUUGAGUGAGAAUUGAGUUGUUGCUUUACAUGAUUAAGCCAUGUUGUUACCUGCAGAGAAUGGGGAGCAAUUGUUCUUCCCUGCUGCGGAAUGGGAGGAGAGAAAAAAGUUAAGAUUUCAGCAGAAUGAAAUUAAGACUAAACCCAAGGGGGGUACUGUUAGUAAUAACCAUAAGACAACAUAGUAAUGAUGACUUAGCAAGAUGCUACAAUAAAUUUCUGCUUUACAACUCUUUGAAAACAAAAAUUCUCCAAAGAAUUCAAAGGACAGUGAAAUCAGAAAAACUUUAAGGAUUCAUGGCAAUUGAGAUAUGUCCUUAGAGAUCAAUAUGCUUCAAGUCAGAAAGAAGUGUUGGAAGUAGAAAGAGGUAAUUAAUCCCACUUGACCAAUUUUCCAGGUUUUAUCCAAGGAAGAAAAUUGGUUGAAACCACUUGUUCCCUCCAUAUGGCUGUACCCCCUUUAGAAUGUCUGUUAAGUUGAAUAAUGAGAGAAUUUUGUGGUGCAUAAGAGGAGCAUAGGUUGUUUAAAUGUCAAAAGGAACACAUUCAAGAGCCAGAGAUAUUCUACUUGAGACAUGAACUGUGUGUGUGCAAAUAUUAGCAAUUAAGAGGAAGAUGGUGGCAGGUAGGAAAGAGAAAGUUCAACUAGAUCUCAUUUGAACCCAUAAUGAAAUCUUGUCUCAUUAAGAUAAAUAUUAGAAGGAGUUUCCACCAUGGCUUAGUGGAAAUGAAUCUGACUAGCAUCCAUGAGGAUGCAGGUUCGAUCCCUGGCCUCGCUCAGUGGGUUAAGGAUCCGCGUUGCGGGUGAGUUGUGGUGUAGGUUGCAGAUGCGCCUCGGAUCUGGAAUUGCUGUGGCUGUGAUGUAGGCGAGCAGCUACAGCUCUGAUUUGACCCAUAGCCUGGGAACCUCCAUAUGCUGCUGGUGUGGCCCUGAAAAGACCAAGAAAAGAAAAGAUAAAUAA